Molecule: messenger RNA, 4228 nt
Organism: Clupea harengus (Atlantic herring)
Lineage: Eukaryota; Metazoa; Chordata; Actinopteri; Clupeiformes; Clupeidae
Gene: kcna1b
Product: potassium voltage-gated channel subfamily A member 1b
Biological process (GO): protein homooligomerization; action potential; potassium ion transmembrane transport
Cellular component (GO): juxtaparanode region of axon; membrane; neuronal cell body
Molecular function (GO): protein binding; delayed rectifier potassium channel activity
Source: RefSeq, a predicted model, not a curated record
CCUCUCUCUCUUCCACUCUCUCUCGCCCCCUACACCAGUGUCUCCCUCUCUGCAUGUGUAUGGAAACCUGCAAUACAGCAUGGUUAGGACUGUUAUUUUCUCUCCCAACGUCUUGCUAUUUAUUUCUGCUGGCACGUUUUCAUUGACACCUACUGCUCAUCAGCCGAAUCGCGUGAAAGCAUGUGUUUGCCAGGACACUGCAUCGGAAAUCUCCCUGAGCGCUGUUGACACAGCCAAACGGGAAACGCUCUCCGCUUUCUGCUGAUGCGGCAGUGCCGAGAGAUACCCACUGUGCUUUUAUUGCCCCCUAAUGUAUUCAGUCCACUCAGUCGCACCAUCAUAUUUUCUCGUGGCCAACAGCACAUGACGCUGGGAGAGUUUGACGGUCAAAGAAGCAAACGGAUAUCUUGUUGGUCCUGGGUCCAGUGUGUCGCGCGCUACUGCUUGCGCUGCCGCCGUUGUUGGGGCAUGAUUUAACAUUGUCCGUCUAAAGUCUUUCGAGGUAAAAAGCCUUUUACCGGUACCGCACUGGCAUCCCAACCUCCGCUGGAAGACUAUCGAUGCGAAAAUUGCCGCUGGAUGUCCAUAAAGACAAUAUAGCCUAUGAAUAUUUCAGGAGUGCUCAUAGUGCGCUGCGCGCUGUAAAGUGAUAUCCAUAUUAAAACAGAGAAGGGAGCGCAAAGUUCUUACGGUGGCCAGAGUGCUCACUGAAGGGAUACGGAUCACAUGCAUGCAGAGGUCCUCUCCAAAUCAACAAAAGGUGACAGACCAGACGAAGCAUUUGCAGCAGUGUGAGUGGGAAGAGUGAAGCAAUGGUCGACUCGGGGAAGAACACCGUGCUGGAGCCAAACUGAGGCGUAACGAGCUCGGUCCUCCACUGGUGUCACACACGCAAAGUGUGGGAACCGGAGAGGGAGACGGCGCGGAGAACUGGAUGCCUGCUCGGCCGACCUCGGCAUCUCCUGAAGUGUCGUAAGCCCCGUGUCCACGAUGACCGUGGUGGCUGGAGAUAACAUGGACGAGACCGCCACUCUCCCGGGGCACCCGCAGGACUCGUACCCCCCGGACCACGAGGACCACGAAUGCUGCGAGAGAGUCGUGAUAAACAUAUCGGGACUGCGCUUCGAGACCCAGCUCAAGACACUCGCCCAGUUUCCGGAAACGCUUCUGGGCAACCCGAAGAAAAGGAUGCGCUAUUUUGAUCCAUUACGAAACGAAUACUUCUUUGAUAGAAAUCGGCCAAGUUUUGACGCUAUUCUCUAUUACUAUCAGUCUGGGGGCAGACUAAGGAGACCUGUAAACGUACCCCUGGAUAUGUUUUCGGAAGAGAUAAAGUUUUACGAACUUGGGGUUGAUGCCAUGGAGAAAUUCCGAGAGGACGAGGGGUUUAUACGAGAAGAGGAGCGCCCACUACCAGAUAAUGAGUUUCAGCGCCAAAUCUGGCUGCUGUUUGAGCACCCUGAAAGUUCUGGGCCAGCACGGGGGAUUGCAAUCGUGUCAGUAAUGGUCAUUCUGAUCUCUAUAGUCAUCUUUUGCUUGGAGACAUUACCUGAACUUAAGGAGGACCCGAAGGGAAGGUUUCAAACAGUGGGGAACCACACCUUUUUCUACAAACCAAAUAUUCUGACCGACCCCUUCUUCAUUGUGGAGACUCUCUGUAUCAUCUGGUUCUCUUUUGAACUGAUUGUGCGCUUUUUCGCCUGUCCCAGCAAAGCGGCAUACUUUAAAAAUAUGAUGAAUACCAUAGAUUUAGUGUCCAUCAUACCCUAUUUUAUCACACUGGGCACUGAGCUGGCAGAUGAUCCAGACAAUCAAGAAGAGAAAUCAGCAGAACAGGCCACAUCUCUAGCCAUCCUCCGAGUUAUCCGUCUGGUAAGGGUGUUCAGGAUCUUCAAGCUGUCAAGACACUCCAAGGGGCUCCAGAUAUUAGGGCAAACCCUAAAAGCCAGUAUGCGAGAGCUGGGACUGCUUAUAUUCUUUUUGUUCAUUGGCGUCAUUUUGUUCUCCAGUGCAGUGUACUUUGCUGAGGCCGAGGAGAAGGAGUCCUAUUUCACCAGCAUCCCAGACGCUUUCUGGUGGGCGGUGGUGUCUAUGACCACUGUGGGAUAUGGGGACAUGUACCCCGUCACCAUUGGUGGAAAGAUUGUGGGUUCUCUGUGUGCUAUCGCCGGUGUGCUGACCAUCGCUUUGCCGGUGCCCGUCAUCGUGUCCAACUUUAACUACUUCUACCACCGAGAGACUGAAGGCGAGGAGCAAGCCCAGCUCCUAAAUGUGAGCGACCCCAACAUCGCGUCCGAUUCAAACUCGAGUCGACGCAGCUCGUCCAUCGUCAGUAAGUCGGAGUACAUGGAAAUAGACGAGGACAUAAACAACAGCAUUGACAAUUUCAGAGAUGCAAACCUCAGAACUGCUAACUGCACGGUUGCGAACCAGAACUGUGUGAACAGAGGAAAGCUCCUAACUGAUGUGUAGGACUGCGCAUAGAACCUCCCCUUAAACGCAGAUCUGGAGAUCCCUACCCUCAACUGUAUAUAGUGUUUUAAUACAACUCGAAUGCUUUAUCGACGUCAAUGCGUUCUUGCAUUGCAUUUAUGAGAAAAAAAAAUCACGAACCGAGAGAGUAUUUACACGCCCUGUGGUUGAACAUGGGCGAUAAUGUCAUCUGCCUGAUUUGUGAGUGGGAUAGUUCAAAGCACAUUCAAAGACAUUUGAUAGCUUUUGUUUGACCACUCAGACGAAAUCCAGUACAUCGGGCACUCCUAAUGAUUGUCACAGAUUUUGACAAGUGGCGCAAAACAGCAAAAGGUUGGAAACGGUCGAGCAUGGAUUACAGGUCAACUUCUCUGUGUUGCACAAAGCAUCCUUUCAGAAGUCUUCAGCACCUGCAGAUGCAUCGAUCAGUGUGGUUUGCUUUCGAUGGAUGUGACACAUACUUGAGCUCAACGGAUCAGCAACGCACCUUAUCCAGAGGUUGGGGGUGGUGGCGGAGGCGGGAGGUCUCGCGCAGAGAUCUUACACUGGACUGGCGAGGCGGUUCUUGUCUGGAAGACAUCUGCAAUGCUGCUACUUUCUUUCCCGCAGAUGCUAUAUCUUAAAUCUUGUCCCAUAGGGUACAAUGCCAUGAGAGGGUAGAACGUUAAAGGAGAGCUUGAUUUUUAGCAUGUUGAAAUAUUCUUUGUUUUAAAUUAUGGCAUGCGCUAGACUUUACCUCAUGAAUCUGGUUUUCCCCUUUCUUAAUAGGCCUACUUCAUUUAACCGUUUUUAUUGUUUUUUUGAGACUUCAAGCCCUCAAUAUUUGAGUUCUCUCUCAUUUUGCUUUUCACCAAAAGUGCACUGGUUAUUUAAGUUGUGAAUAAUUUAAAAGCAUUUAAGUGCUGAAUGUUCAUUCUUAAGGGAACAGUUAUAAUUUUUUUCUCUCAAGAUCAUAGCAUGUCAAAUACUAAGCAUUAUUGCAUAAACGACAGAGGUACUAUGUAUCUAGGUAUAUACAUUGUAUAAUGCAUGAUGCCAGUAUUAAACAGUUUGGGGCCUGGAAGGCCCCUGGCAGGAUUCACCCUAUCGUUAAGCAAGUUGAUGACGCCUGGCACUUAGCUGGGUGGUGCGGGGGAUGAUAUAAAGGAAAACAACUUCACUUGUCCAAAAACAAAACAAAACAAAACAAAACCAUUUUUUUUACAUGACUAAUCAAACUGCCCACACCUCUGCACUGUACAGACAGUAUUGCGGAGAACAGGCAGUUGCAGAACAUGGACGCUGCACCUCGUGUAACAGCUGAGCCAUGGUGUAAAUUAUGGAUUUCUAACGUGAACCGGAUUCGAGUUCUGUUCUCCUUUCAUUUUGGAAAAGCGUUGGUUUAUGAUCAGCCGGACCAUCUUGGUACGCGUUUCCAUGCAUGUUUUAUGACGACGACAACAACAGCAAAAUGGCAACUGAUUUUAAAAUGACUUACAUAGUGCCUUUAAUCCUCUAUCUCACAAAACAACUGAAAAGUGCCUCCCUGUACAAUAGCAUCAAGUAGAUACAGAUAAGUACAGAAUCUCUUAACUUGCUGUAAGAUGUACUUUGAACACAUCUGUACUCUCCUGACGGAGGAGGGGGGUAGUAGGACAGUAGAAAUAGAUCAUUGAUUCUACAAACAGGCUCCACCGGGCGAGGGUAUUUUUGGAAACAGUGUGGGAAGAGCAGGGCAAGACACAUGGCCGUGGUCAACCGUUAGGCUAGGGAAAAA